Geodia barretti is the source of this 1686-nucleotide messenger RNA. Lineage: Eukaryota; Metazoa; Porifera; Demospongiae; Tetractinellida; Geodiidae. The record is from the annotation of a GenBank genome assembly.
AUGACCACGGCAGUCAAGCCCAAUCUCAAGCGCAAGAGCCACGUAGUCAGCCAGGGAGCGUCAAGGGCGGCCGCGAGAGCCAUGCUCCGGGCCGUCGGCCUCGACGACGAUGACAUGGACAAGCCCUUCAUCGGCGUGGCCAACCUCGCGAGCGACGUGACGCCCUGCAACGUUCACCUCGACCGGAUCGCCCGGAAGGUGAAGAAGGGCCUGUGGGACGCUUCGAGCGUGCCCUUCAUGUUCGGCACGAUAACCGUCAGCGACGGUAUCUCGAUGGGUACCGAGGGAAUGAAGGCGUCCCUCGUGAGCCGUGAGGUUAUCGCCGACUCGAUAGAGACGGUCUGCUUCGGGGAGAGCAUGGACGGGCUGAUCGCGGUCGCGGCGUGCGACAAGAACAUGCCGGGGGCGAUCAUGGCCAUGGCCCGGCUGAACAUACCGUCGAUCUUCGUCUACGGCGGCGCGAUACUCCCCGGCAACUACCUCGGCAAGGACAUCAACGUACAGGACAUGUUCGAGGCGGUCGGGGCGCACUCCCAGGGCAAGCUGUCGCACGAGGAGCUGAUCGCGAUGGAGCGGGUGGCGUGUCCCGGAGAGGGAGCGUGCUCGGGGAUGUUCACCGCGAACACCAUGGCUUCGGCAAUCGAGGCCAUGGGAAUGUCGAUACCCGGCGCGGCAUCGGUACCGGCGGUGGAUCCUCGCAACGAGGAGAUUGCCCACGACGCUGGAGCGGUGCUGUACAGUCUUCUGGAGCGCGACCUGAAGCCGAGAGACAUCAUCACGAGGGAGUCGCUCGAAAACGCGAUCAUGGUCGUCCUCUCAAUGGGCGGGUCGACGAACGCGGUGCUGCACCUGCUGGCCAUAGCCCGCGAGGCCGAGGUUGAACUGGACAUCAGCGACUUCGACAAGCUCAGCCGCCGCACCCCGUAUCUCACGGACCUGCGCCCGGCGGGACGGUUUGUCAUGUCUGACAUGGACAAGGUCGGCGGCGUCCCGACGGUGAUGAACGAGCUUUUAGGCGCGGGCCUGCUCCACGGCGACGCAAUCACCGUCACGGGCCGGACGAUCGCCGAGAAUCUCGCCGAUUUCGACACGAAGCCGGACGGCCAGGUGAUCCACCCGGCGUCGGCUCCCAGAAGCCCGACGGGCGGCCUGGCGAUCCUCAGGGGCAACCUGGCCCCGGAGGGCUCGGUGAUGAAGGUCUCUGGGACGAAGCACCUGCGGCAUGAAGGGCCCGCCAAGGUGUACGACGGCGAGCGCGCGGCGUUCGAGGCCGUGACCGGCGGACAUAUCACCGAAGGGGACGUCGUUGUGAUCCGCUUCGAGGGCCCCAAGGGCGGGCCGGGGAUGCAGGAGAUGCUGGCCGUCACCGGCGCCAUCAUGGGCGCGGGCCUUGGGGACAGUGUCCUGCUUCUCACGGACGGUCGCUUCUCGGGCGCGACUCACGGGCCGAUGAUAGGCCACGUGGCGCCGGAGGCGCAGGUGGGCGGAACGAUCGCCCUGGUACGCGACGGGGACACGAUUGCGAUGGAUGCCGAGAGGCGAGAGCUCAACCUGCAGGUGCCGGAUGAAGAGCUGGAGCGCCGCCGCCGAGGGUGGUCGGCUCCUCCGUCGAGGUACACCUCGGGCGUCAUGGCGAAGUACGCGAAGUUGGCGUCGUCGGCCUCGACAGGCGCGGUGACCGGAUAG